AUGGGAACCAGCAUUGAGAACCCUAAUUUAUCAAGUUUACAGAUCACAAGUAUGAAACUUAAUGAAUAUAACUUCAGAGAGUGGUCUAUUUCAGCUAGACUUUUCAUCACUGGAAGAGGCCUACUGGGUUAUAUUGAUGGUAAGGCUAAAGAACCUAGUGAGGAAGAUCCAGAAUACAAGAAUUGGUGUCAAGAAAAUGCAAUGGUGAUGUUGUGGCUGUUAUCCUCCAUGACCCCAAAGAUUGCAAGGACAGUUCAGCGUUUUCCCACUGCUGCCAAAAUCUGGGAAAAGAUCUCGAACACCUAUGGACAACGGAAUAACAAUAUGAGGCUCUAUAGGUUGCAUCAGGACCUGGCAGCCCUGAGACAGGGGGAUAUGUCAGUAGCCACAUAUUUUGCUACAUUGGAAGGACUAUGGGAAGGGCUUGACUACCAUCAAAUUACCGUCAAGCUGGUUGAACAAGGAAGAAUAUUCAAAUUUCUUGCUGGAUUGGACCCCAUAUAUGAAGGUAUAGGGUCUCAAAUUUUGGGAAGAAAUGAGCUUCCUGAUCUCCAGCAUGUCUACUAUCUUAUUAAAAAUGAAGAGAUGAGAAUAAAGGAAAUGCAAAUGGAAACACCUAUUUAG
Molecule: messenger RNA, 624 nt
Organism: Nelumbo nucifera (sacred lotus)
Lineage: Eukaryota; Viridiplantae; Streptophyta; Magnoliopsida; Proteales; Nelumbonaceae
Source: RefSeq, a predicted model, not a curated record